This is a messenger RNA of Prunus armeniaca (apricot), 705 nucleotides long. NCBI's taxonomy places the organism in Eukaryota, Viridiplantae, Streptophyta, Magnoliopsida, Rosales, Rosaceae. The record is from the annotation of a GenBank genome assembly.
AUGGCAGACAUGCUGGUGGACGGAGUUGCCCACAAUCAGAUGCUAUCAUUCAUCGAUGGCAAUGCAGGGUACAAUCAAAUAAUGGUGGCAAAAGAAGACAUCCACAAGACAGCCUUCAUGUGUCCAGGGCAUAUAGGUGCUUUGGAAUACACUAUGCUACCUUUCACCACCUACAUCAUUGCCAAGACAGAUCCGAUCAAGUACAUGCUAAUAAGGCCAAUGUUGAGAGGAAGAAUUGGUAAAUGGACUCUGGCCCUGUCAGAAUUUGCCUUCAGAUAUGUUCCUCAGAAGUCCAUCAAGGGACAAGCUGUUGUAGAUUUCUUAGCAGAUCAUCUAGGAGAAGAAAUUAAGAAUAUGGAUUCCAUGGACAUAGCCAAUGCAAAUCUGUUAACCAGAGCUCACACCUGUCUCAAUAAUCCCAUUUACUCAAUCCAUCUCACCCCCUGGAAGCUAUAUUUUGAUGGAUCUAAAACAGACUUGGCCUCGGGGGCAGGGAUUGUUUUAGAAGACCCACUAGGAAUCAAACAUUGUUAUUCAUUUCAGCUAGAUUUCCAGUGCACCAACAACAAAGCAGAAUACGAAGCUUUAAUCAUAGGACUAGAAAUGUUGGUAGAACUAGGAAUCCAAUCUGUCGAAAUUCUGGGAGAUUCCAUGCUUGUACUAAAACAGGUUGCUAGAGAAUACAAAUGUUUGAGCCCCUCUUAG